AUGUCGCUAAGCUGCCGUUUUUACGAGGAGAAGUACCCGGAGAUCGAUAGCUUUGUCAUGGUCAAUGUCAAGCAGAUCGCCGAGAUGGGUGCCUACGUUAAGCUUCUAGAGUACGACGACAUCGACGGCAUGAUCUUGCUCUCUGAGCUUUCCCGAAGACGUAUCCGAUCUAUUCAGAAGCUCAUCCGAGUCGGUCGCAAUGAGGUCGUCGUGGUACUCCGUGUGGACAAAGAGAAGGGUUACAUCGAUCUUUCCAAGCGACGAGUGUCUCCCGAGGAUAUCGUGAAGUGUGAGGAGCGAUACAACAAGAGCAAGAUGGUUCACUCCGUCAUGGUACAUCUCGCCAAGGCCACCGAGAAGCCCCUCGAGGAACUAUACCAAGCUAUCGCUUGGCCCCUGAACAAGAAGUUCGGUCACGCUCUUGAUGCUUUCAAGCUCUCCAUCACCAACCCCGAGGUUUGGAACGACAUCACCUUCCCCGACGAGGUCACUGCCCAGGAGCUCAAGACCUACAUCAGCAAGCGACUCACACCCCAGCCCACCAAGAUCCGAGCCGAUGUCGAGGUCACCUGCUUCGGUUACGAGGGAAUCGAUGCUGUCAAGACCGCUCUUCGCACAGCUGAGGCCAAGAACACUGAGGAAACCCAGGUCAAGGUCAAGCUUGUGUCUCCUCCUCUCUACGUUCUCACCAGCACAUGCUUGGAUAAGGCUGUCGGUAUCGCCGGCUUGCAAGAGGCCAUUGUCGAGAUCCGCAACAGCAUUGAAUCUGCAGGCGGCCACUUGACAGUUAAGAUGGAGCCCAAGGCUGUCACCGAGAGCGAUGACGCCGAGCUACAGGCCCUGAUGGAGAAGCGCGAACGCGAGAACGCCGAAGUCAGCGGCGAUGAGAGUAUGAGCGACAGCGACGAGAACAUCGCUGAAACCGUCUAG
This is a messenger RNA of Fusarium coffeatum, 930 nucleotides long. RefSeq lists its product as uncharacterized. Gene Ontology annotation, molecular function: translation initiation factor activity; ribosome binding; RNA binding. The transcript has 4 exons. NCBI's taxonomy places the organism in Eukaryota, Fungi, Ascomycota, Sordariomycetes, Hypocreales, Nectriaceae. The coding region runs from base 1 to 930 and encodes 309 amino acids. The record is from RefSeq and is a predicted model, not a curated record. Gene Ontology annotation, cellular component: eukaryotic 48S preinitiation complex; eukaryotic translation initiation factor 2 complex; multi-eIF complex.